AUGGAUGCUCGUCACCCACAAGAUGACGUCCACAGCCUCUCGCUGCGCGAUCCAGAAGCCUUCUGGAGCGCCCAGGCCGCCCGCCUGCACUGGGAUAAGCCGCCUUCGCGCGCCCUCGAUCUUACCACCAAGACCCUGCCCGGCAUCGGCGUCCGGCAUCCUCAUUGGUCGUGGUUUCCCGACGGCGAGAUGAACAUCACCUACAAUUGCAUCGACCGCCACGUGCUCGCCGGUAAUGGCGGCACCGUGGCCAUCGCUUGGGACUCGCCCGUCUCGGGCUCCAAAGAGAAAAUUACGUACCAGCAGUUGCUGGACGAGGUUGCAAUUCUGGCCGGCGUUCUGCGAGAAGAGGGCGUGAAGAAGGGCGAUGUUGUGCUCAUUUAUAUGCCAAUGAUCCCGGCGGCAUUGUUUGCUAUGCUAGCAGCUGCGAGGCUGGGAGCCAUUCACGCGGUGGUGUUCGGAGGGUUUUCUUCCGGCUCUCUGGCGCAAAGAAUAGAGGCGUCCAGACCGAGCGCGAUUCUAACUGCUUCCUGCGGCAUUGAAGGCGCAAAGGGUCCUCUUGGCUAUCAAAAACUCGUUCAAGAUGCUGUCGAAAAGAGCAGCUUCAAACCCCCGAAGACCAUCGUCUGGCAACGCGACCAGCUCCGCUGGGAUCCGGUAGCCAAAGAGAAUGGGGAGAGAAACUGGCAAAGAAUUGUCAAGAGCGGUAGAAACAGAGGCGUCAGGGCGGAGCCCGUCCCGGUAAAAUCAACAGACGGCCUAUACAUCAUCUAUACGAGUGGCACCACUGGUCUUCCAAAAGGGGUCCUCCGGGAAGUCGGCGGCCAUGCCGUCGGGCUCAAUUUUUCCAUGCGGUACAUGUUCGGCCUCAAACGACCCGGCGAUGUGAUGUUUUGUGCAUCGGACGUCGGGUGGGUGGUCGGGCACUCGUACAUCGUCUACGGACCUUUGCUCGCCGGCGCGACCACCGUCCUUUUCGAGGGUAAACCAAUCGGCACGCCGGACGCAGGCACAUUCUGGCGAAUCGUCGAAGAGUACAAGGUCAAGACCAUGUUCACCGCCCCGACAGCCCUGCGGGCGAUCCGGAGAGAAGACGGGGAUAACACCUACUUCGAGAAGACCGGCGCACGUGGCGGGCUAAAAACUUUGACCGCGCUGUUCCUGGCGGGCGAGCGGAGCGAACCGAGCAUUGUGGCCAUGUACCAGCGGCUCCUGGAUAAACACUGCGCCGCCAACGCGGUCGUCAACGACAACUGGUGGAGCUCCGAGUCCGGCUCGCCAAUUUCGGGGCUCGCGUUGAAUGCAGCAGCUGGGAGGGAUUUUGACGCUGUGGAGAGCCCGAGGCCGUUGCCGAUCAAGCCCGGGUCCGCGGGUAAACCGAUGCCUGGCUUUAACGUCAAGGUUGUCGACGACGACGGCAACGAGGUCGGCCGGGGCACCAUGGGCAACAUUGUGCUCGGGAUUCCGCUCGCGCCCACCGGCAUGACCACCCUGUGGCAGGACGAAGAGCGAUUUUACAAGGGAUACAUGAAGAGGUUCAACGGGCGCUGGAUCGACACGGGCGACGCGGGCAUGGUCGACAGCGACGGAUACGUGCAUGUAAUGUCCAGGUCGGAUGAUAUUAUCAACGUUGCAGCUCACCGUUUCAGCACCGGCGCGAUCGAGCAGGCGAUCACAUCGCAUCCCGGCGUGGCGGAAGCGUGCGUGGUUGGGAUUCCCGACGCGCUGAAGGGCCAUCUGCCGUUCGCGUUCGUGACGCUGGCGACCCACGAGCACCCGGGGCCGGCGCUGCCAGACCAGCAGCUGUUCCAAGAGGUGCAGGGCUCGGUUCGCGAGCAGAUCGGGUCAAUUGCCAGUCUCGGCGGGAUGAUCCAGGGCAAGGGCAUGAUCCCGAAGACGCGGAGCGGCAAGACGCUGCGGCGGGUGCUGCGCGAGCUCGUGGAGAACGCGGUGCACGGCGAGGAGGACAAGGAGGUGCAGGUGCCGGCGACGGUCGAGGACGCGGGGGCGGUCGAGGUCGCGCGGGCGCGGGUCAAGGAGUACUUUGCGGCCAAGGGCAGGGGCGCGCACCAGGCGGUGGAAGCGAGAGCGAGGCCGAAGCUGUAG
Molecule: messenger RNA, 2106 nt
Organism: Lasiodiplodia theobromae
Lineage: Eukaryota; Fungi; Ascomycota; Dothideomycetes; Botryosphaeriales; Botryosphaeriaceae
Product: AMP-dependent synthetase/ligase
Exons: 5
Coding region: 1-2106 (701 amino acids)
Source: RefSeq, a predicted model, not a curated record